GAUUCAAACUUCUAGUUUCACCUCCAAAUCCAAGAAUUGCUCUGGAUCCACAUUUUAGGGUUACUCUAUAUAAUUCUAUGUCAAUUUCCAUUUCAAUCCAGCUUCUUGAAAGCCUCCAACUAUGAAGGGAUGCUAGCCCAUGAAUGCUUAUUUGAAUCUUCCAUGUGCUUUCUUUUCAAUUUCUGAAUUUCCUAUUCCUACCCGUGUUUCUCCUAAUUUGCUUUGUCCCUGUUUCUCUCUGUACACGACUUUAUUUCCAUGGUGAUUCAUAGAGAGAUGUUUGUUCUUUUCAUUCUUUCCAUGCUGUCUUUUGGUAUUACUACUCAUGGUCAUGGCGGUAAUAAUACUGGUGUUACUUACGAUGCUAGAUCACUUAUCAUUAAUGGUAAAAGAGAGCUUCUGUUCUCUGGUUCCAUUCAUUAUCCAAGAAGUACUCCAGAGAUGUGGCCAGAUAUUCUAGACAAGGCGAGACGUGGAGGUUUGAAUUUGAUUCAGACUUAUGUUUUCUGGAAUAUUCAUGAGCCUGUGGAAGGCCAGUUUAAUUUCGAAGGAAAUUACGAUUUGGUAAAAUUUAUCAAGCUCAUUGCUGAGAAAAAGAUGUAUGUGACUUUAAGGGUUGGACCCUUCAUCCAAGCUGAAUGGAACCAUGGAGGACUUCCAUAUUGGCUCAGAGAGAAACCAAACAUUAUUUUCCGUUCAUAUAACUCCCCAUUCAAGCAUUACAUGAAAAAAUAUGUAACAAUGAUCAUAGACAUGAUGAAGGAAAAUAAACUUUUUGCUUCUCAAGGAGGACCCAUCAUUUUAGCUCAGAUUGAAAAUGAAUAUAACCAUGUUCAACUUGCAUAUGAUGAGCUUGGUGUCCAAUACAUCCAGUGGGCAGCAAAUAUGGCAGUUGGAUUUGGGGUUGGAGUUCCAUGGAUCAUGUGCAAGCAGAAGGAUGCUCCUGAUCCAGUGAUCAACACCUGCAAUGGAAGGCACUGCGGAGAUACUUUUACAGGACCCAACAAACCCUAUAAGCCUGCACUAUGGACUGAGAAUUGGACUGCUCAGUACAGAGUAUUUGGAGAUCCACCUUCACAAAGAUCAGCAGAAGAUAUUGCCUUUUCGGUCGCCCGAUUCUUCUCCAAGAACGGUAGUUUGGUAAACUAUUAUAUGUACUAUGGUGGAACAAACUUCGGUAGAACAAGUGCUGUCUUUACAACAACUAGGUACUAUGAUGAAGCACCACUUGACGAAUUUGGCUUACAAAGGGAACCGAAAUGGGGUCAUCUCAGGGACGUGCACAAGGCAUUGAAUCUGUGCAAGAAACCUCUCCUCUGGGGAACUCCUAGAACCCAGGUGAUGGGCAAUGGUUUAGAGGCUCGCAUUUAUGAGAAGCCAGGAACUAAUAUUUGUGCUGCUUUCUUGGCCAACAAUGACACAAAGAGUGCACAAACUAUUACAUUCAGAGGACGGGAAUAUCUUCUUCCACCUCGAUCAAUUAGCAUACUUCCUGACUGUAAAACUGUUGUCUACAACACUCAGACGAUUGUAUCACAACACAAUGCCAGGAACUUUAUCCCAUCAAAGGUUGCAAGCAAUUUCAAGUGGAAAAUGUCAGCUGAACCCAUUCCAACUGUUCAACAAGUACCAGUAAAUAAUAAGAUACCGUUGGAGCUCUACAGUUUACUUAAGGACACCACAGAUUAUGGAUGGUACACCACUAGCUUCGAGUUGGACAAAGAAGACGUAUCAAAGCGUCCUGAUAUCCUACCAGUGCUACGUAUUGCAAGCCUUGGUCAUGCUAUACUUGUAUUCAUCAAUGGGGAAUACAUGGGAACGGCACAUGGCAGUCACGAGGAGAAAAACUUCGUUUUCCAAAAAUCAGUGCCCUUAAGGGCUGGAAUUAAUAACAUAGCUCUGCUAGGCAUGACAGUGGGACUUCCAGAUAGUGGAGCAUACAUGGAACACAGAUUUGCAGGGCCUCGAUUUAUAACAAUCCUUGGUUUAAAUACCGGAACACUUGAUAUUUCUAAAAAUGGCUGGGGACACCAGGUUGGUCUGAAUGGAGAAAAAGUUAAAGCUUUCACUCAGGGAGGAUCACACCGAGUUGACUGGAGCGAAAUCAAGGAAGAAAAAACUGCUCUCACAUGGUUCAAGACAUAUUUUGAUGCUCCAGAAGGAAAUGACCCUGUGGCUAUUAGAAUGAAUGGAAUGGGGAAGGGACAAAUUUGGGUGAAUGGUAAAAGCAUCGGUCGGUAUUGGAUGUCCUACUUAUCCCCUUUAAAAAUGCCUACUCAAUCAGAGUACCAUAUUCCAAGAACCUUCAUAAAGCCAUCAGAAAAUCUACUGGUAAUAUUGGAAGAAGAGGAUCACACACCUGAAAAGGUUGAAAUAGUUCUCGUGAACAGAGACACAAUCUGCAGCUUCAUUACCCAAUAUCAUCCACCAAAUGUCAAGUCCUGGGAAAGGAAAGACAAGCAAUUCAGAGCUGUAGUAGAUGAUGUGAAAACAAGUGCCCACCUCCGGUGUCCCCACGACAAAAAGAUCGCCUCCAUUGAAUUUGCAAGCUUCGGUGAUCCUUCUGGUGUUUGUGGAAACUAUCAACAUGGAAAAUUCCACUCAUCGUCCGAUACACAAAAACUCGUUGAACAGCAUUGUUUGGGUAAAGAAAACUGUUCAGUGCCAAUGGAUGCAUUCAACAACUUCAAGAAUGAAUGUGAUGAGAAGACACUAGCAAUACAAGCAAAAUGCAAUGCUUAGAAUUUGAAUGGACAAAUAUUUUCAAAGAAAGAAGGAAAAGAUCUGGAGAGGCUAGUCUACACAUUCUGUUUGCUACUAACAACAUGUUUCAUAAAUCACAUCCCCUUCAGAGUUGGGGUUUCUUGAAGCUCAAAGUUUUACUUCUUUCUUUCUUUCUUUCUUUCUUUCUUCUUCUUCUUUUCUUCUUCUCCUCUUUUUGUCUCUCCCCACAUACACACACACCUUUUUUCCAUCCCCUUUGGUCAUUUGUUAUUUAAUGAGUUGAGAUUGAGAGGUAACAAAAAAGAAAAAGUUUUAUUUAACUUUUAUUUUCAUUAAUAUAA
Molecule: messenger RNA, 3065 nt
Organism: Benincasa hispida (wax gourd)
Lineage: Eukaryota; Viridiplantae; Streptophyta; Magnoliopsida; Cucurbitales; Cucurbitaceae
Product: beta-galactosidase 13-like
Biological process (GO): carbohydrate metabolic process
Molecular function (GO): carbohydrate binding; hydrolase activity, hydrolyzing O-glycosyl compounds
Source: RefSeq, a predicted model, not a curated record